Molecule: messenger RNA, 7491 nt
Organism: Maudiozyma saulgeensis
Lineage: Eukaryota; Fungi; Ascomycota; Saccharomycetes; Saccharomycetales; Saccharomycetaceae
Source: the annotation of a GenBank genome assembly
AUGGCCAAACAAAAAGUCACUACUAAGACCACCAAGAGGUUUAGGUACUCUUCAUUUAGAGCUAGAAUCGAUGAUUUGAGGAUCGAACCGGCUAGAAAUCUAACGAAGAGGGUCCACGACUAUGUCGAGACCUCCCAUUUUCUUGCUUCCUUCGAUCAUUGGAAGGAUAUUAACAUGAGUGCUGAUUUUACGUCCUUCUCCUUUGAAGUUCAAAAUAUUGUUCAAACCCUACCUCAGAUCCUUUACCAUGCCGAUACCAUAUUUAAUGCAUUACUAGAACACAUUGAUAAACAGGAUAAUAAAUCAUUACAACCAUUGUUAGAUCUGCUGGCUCAAUUUUGUCAUGAUUUAGGUCCCGAUUUCACCAAAUAUUAUGAGAGAGCAGUAACAUCAUUAAUCAAACUUCUUGAUGAAGCAAUUAAAUUUGAAUCUCCAGAUGUCUUUGAAUGGGGGUUUAACUGUUUGGCUUACAUCUUCAAGUAUCUUUCAAGAGUCUUGACCGAUGAUUUGAUUCCAACUUUCGAUAUGCUAUUACCUCUGUUAUCCAAUCCAAAGGAGUAUUUAUCAAGAUUCUCUGCAGAAGCAUUGUCAUUUUUGAUAAGAAAAUCGAAUGCCAAAAAACUUUUAAUAUUAACAUCUCAUUUCUUUGAUAAACUGAAUGCAGAUGAUGAAAACUCUAAUUUAUAUGACGGGUUGUUAACUCUAUUCACCGAGGCUAUUAUUUCAACUCCAGGAUCUUUACAUUCAAAAUCAAGCGCUAUUAUAAAUGUUCUUUUUGAACAAGCCUUCACCAGGCCAAAUGUGGAAUCAUGCACCACCUUGAUUUGUGACGUUUGGAUGAACAUAUCUAAACAUGCUGAAAUGGAAGCGUUGACCCCCGUGACUUCAACCGUCGUAGAAUGUCUAACAAAAUUUUCAAAUCAACAAAAUGGAAGUCAUAUAAUAAAAAUAGUUUCUACCAUGGUUUAUGCUGAGAGUGGUAGGAAAAUCGAUGAUUGGUCCAUGAUAACAAAACUGAUAGAUAAUGUGACCCAAAACACCGAAAAAGGUUCAUUGCAUGCUGAUAAUAUUUCAUUUUUAUUUGCUGUUUUAUUACGUAACGCAGAUGUCAGAUGCCUAACUCAAUAUCACAAAACCAUCUUUGAAACUAUCCACAAGGAUUAUCCUUCGCAUUUUUUGCAGUUCUUUUCAUUUUGUCAAGACCUUACCUUGGAUAGACUAACUUCAUUUAAUGGCCCAAAAUAUCUCAAUAAAUACAUUGAAGAAAACUGGAAAAAUGAUCAAGAAGGAAUUUCGCUAUAUCUAUUACAGCUACAUAAAAAUGACAGACUAUCAUCUAAGAUCAUCAUCAAAAUUCCAAUUGAAUUCGCCAAUAAUAUAUCAGAAUCUCUAAAGAAAUAUUGUAGUGGUGUACUGACCACAGAUGAUUUAUAUGAAAUAUAUUGGAGAUGCAUUGUACUGAAGUACAGUGAAACGGUACCAAACAGUGUACUCUUAGAAUUAAUUAAGAUCUUACUAAAUUCAACGACCUUUUCAAGUAAUAAAUUUAACAAAGACAUUAUUGGUUGUCUUAUUGAAAUUCUUUCAGAUACAGAAUGUGAAGAAUUGACAAUCUUAUUUCCUACGUUAAUUUCAGAAAUAUCCCAAAAUAUGGACAGCAUUUUUUACAUUAGAGGAUUAAAUCAUCUGCUUAAGAUCAUGAAAAAUGAUGAUAAAUUAUUGACCAUACUAUUUGAAAACCAAGAUACGUUUGUUCGUCUAGGUGAUAAUUUAUCCGUUCCUAACCCUCAACUAAGAUCUGAAACCAUUACCCUUUUAAUGACUGCCUUUGAAUUUCAGAAUAUAGAAAUUCCACGUUACCUACAAGAAAUAAAACUUUUGGAGGAUAUCCCACUAACUUUGCAAAACGCUAGAGAUAUCACUACGAGAAUAAGAAAUGCGGGAAAGGAGUUUUCGAAGUCUCAAGCUGGCGAUAUAAUGGGUAACUUUUUCAUCAAAUAUAUGUUUGGUUUACUCACUAUCAGAUUCUCCCCUAUUUGGGAUGGUGUGUAUGAAAUAAUCCCCGAUAUUUAUAACAAAGAUGCGGAUCUCAUUUGGAAAUUUAUCUAUACAUUCUUGAAUAUUACACAAAAACCAGAUGAAUCAACAGACAUCGAAGAAACUCUACAAGAUGACGAAAUGAGCCUAUUAUGGACUUCUCAUGUAACAAGAUUAGAGUCUGCUCUUCACUUGUUUAGUACUGCAUGGAAAAAAUAUACUUUUAACAGGGAUACAAUAAUUUCUGUUACCAAAGAAAAUAGAGGCCCAAAUGAAUAUCCACCUCAAAUUAGAAUGCAAGUGUUAACUCUAUUAUCCAAGAUCCCGAUGUUGGCAGAAAGAAAUUCUAAGGAUUUUGUCCCAUUUUUGUUCAAUGAUAUGGAAUCAAGAGAUUUAUUCGAAGAAAACGAGGCGAUACUUACCUCAACAUCAACAUGGUACGAGACUGAUAAAAACUUAUUACUAAAAAUUUUAAGUGAUUUCAAGAAUAUUAAAAAUAUUUUCAAGUCUGCCGAGGUCUUUGACAAAUUAAUGAGAUUAUUAGGUAGUAGAACUGUAGAUGUUCAAAAGCUUGCGCUAAACGCAUUAUUUUGUUUUAAGAGUCCUACCAUUGUCAAGUAUAGAGACAAUCUAAAUAGUCUUUUGGAUGAUACUCUUUUUAAAGAUGAGGUUACGAAGUUUCUUUCUGAUAACGAUACAAAAGUUAUUAGUUUCAGUGAAGAAGAUGAAAUUAUGCCAUAUAUAUUGAGGAUACUUUAUGGUCGUGCGCAAACUCCACCAACAAGUGGUAUCAAGAAGAGUAGAAAAGUUGCUGUACUUUCAGUCCUACCAAAUUUAAGAGAAGAGUUUAUUAUUAAUUUUUUCCAACUUGGAAGUCAUGGUUUUGCAUAUGAUUAUUUCUUUGACAACAACUACCAAAUUGAACAAUCCGAAGUAACUACUUCGAAUUUAAGAAGGAUGACUGGUUUUAUAAAUAUCAUCAAUAUGUCUUUAGUAUAUCUCGGUUCAAAUUUCCCACAGGCUAUAGGCACCAUUAUCAAACCAUUACUUUACACCAUUGCUAUGUCAUACACAUCUGCAAUUGAAAGUGAUAAUACAGAAUUCGAAACGAAGUUAACCACUAAUUUGAGACAGCAAUCGCUAAAAUGUUUAAACACUAUUUUCCAAACAUUAGAAGAGAAGUACGAUUGGUCUGUCACCAUUCCAGAGAUUUACGAAAUAGUUCUGAAACCAAGAUUGGCCUUGUUUGCAACAGAAAAUUUGCAACAGCCAUCUUCUUUACUAAAGGUAAUAAUUUUCUGGACAAAAAGCCCAUCUUACUAUAAAUUUUUGUAUUAUGAUAACUUUGCAGUUGCCAGAGUAUUAAUGGAAACGUUAACUAAUGAACACGCCAAAGAAUCCGUGGUUAAUAUUAUUCUUGAUGGUUCUAAUGAAAUCAUUUCAAAACAAUCGAGGGAUGAUGAAUACAUAGAUCUUGUGUCAAUAGUCGCAAGUUCCUGUUUGCAGAUCCUACCUCAAUUAUAUGAUCGUAUGAUUAAUGUUGAAACGAUGUCAAAGGCUGUCGAGUUACUAUUAAAUAUGACAGAAGCAGGUUAUGUCCAAAGCAACGAGACAAGAAAGUAUCUCCUAGAUGCGUUGCAGUUGAUCAUCGAGAAGAAUUUCAAAAAGCUAAAGAGCAAAGAUACGAUUAAGUUGCUAAAGGUUAUCUCUGUUCUAGUUUCGGAAUAUGAAUGUCCGUGGGAGGAUGUAGAGCGUCUUUAUAAGGAUCUCUCUGGGUUGUUUACAGUGUUCACCGAAAAGGACCAGAGGAUCGAGUUGAGUAACAUAUUUUCAAAAAUUGGUGGGCGCUUUGGUGAAUUUGAGCCUGUUGCUACUUUAGUAUCCGAUUUCAAUUCUUAUUCUUCAAGAAGAAUGAACGAAUAUGAUUUUCCAAGAAUCCUAUCAGCUUUCAAGCGCUUCACCGAAACUCAAUAUAAACUCUUCUCUGAUCUUCAAUGGCUACCAAUCCUUUACAACUGUCUAUAUUUUAUCAAUGACAAAGAUGAACUAGCACUAAGGACAAAUGCGUCCCAUUGUCUGAAGUUAUAUGCUGAUCAUUUGAAUGAGGAAUACAAAAUAAAUGAAAAGGUAGAGAAUAUAUCAACCUUCAAAGACACUAUUCUUCCUGCACUUUGUGAUGGUCUAAGAAGAUAUACAGAAGAUGUCCAUAAUGAAUAUAUUUCCAUCGUAUCAUACUACGUAGAAACGGUUACGUUCUACAAAGGACUUGAUGACAUGAAGGUAUUGUUAUUCAAGGGUGAUGAAGAAGCAAAUUUCUUUACAAAUAUUACACAUAUUCAAUUACACCGUCGCCAAAGGGCAGUUAAAAGACUAAGGGAAUAUUCUUCAAGUUUGUCGGACAACAGUGUUUCACAUUACUUAAUUCCAAUAAUCGAACAUUAUGUGUUUAGCGAAGAGGAUAAGUACAGAAAUAUUGGUAACGAGGCCCUUCUAACUAUCGGGAUACUUUCUGGGAAGAUGAGCUGGAAACAAUACAGAGCACUUUUGCGUAGAUAUAUCUCAUUUGUUAAAGCCAAUUCAGAUAAACUAAAACAAAGUGUAUUAUUAAUCAAUGAAAUCUCUAAAGCCAUGAAGAAUACACUUCUAUCUCUGAAAGAACCAGAUAACACAUCAUUUGGUGCAUUUUCUAAAAUUCCAAAGAGCAGUGAAGAGUUAAUUUCUUUCGUUAAGGACGAUUUAUAUCCAACACUUACAAAGAUUCUGGCUAUUAGAGAUGAGGAAACAAUAAUUGCAAGAAUUCCUUUAUCCGAGGCAUUGGUGAAUUUCAUAUUAGGUUUAGAGCAUGAUGAUAUUGUUAACUUAUUGCCUGGUAUCUUAACAAAGAUUUGCCAGAUUUUAAGAAGUAAGGCUAGUGAGCUACGUGAUGCUGUGAGAUCCAACUUGGCCAAGAUUACAAAUAACGUAGGAGCAAAGUACCUAUUCUUUAUUAUCAAGGAAUUGAAAUCCGCAUUACAGAGAGGUUCUCAAGUUCAUGUGCUAGGGUAUACUGUACAUCAUAUUAUCAGAUCUUUAUACGAUCACCUGGAUCCUGGAGAUCUUGAUGAUUCAGCUUCACUAACUGUUGCAGUUAUUAUGGAAGAUAUAUUUGGUUCUACUGGUAAAGAGAAAGAAUCUGACAACUACCACACUAAAAUGAUCGAAGUUAAGGUUAAUCACAGUUACGACACUGGUGAAGUGUUAGCUUCUAAUAUAAGUCUAAGCGCUUUUGAUGAGAUACUUACCCCUGUUAAGGCAUUAUUGACUGAGCACAUUAAUUUAAAAACUCAAAAGAAACUUGAAGAAUUAUUGAGAAGGUAUGCUUUAGGUAUUAACCAUAAUAAAGCAUGCCAAACUCAGAAAAUAUUGUCACUAUGCUAUGAAAUAUUUGAACAAUCAAAGGAUGAUAAGCCUAACAAUCGCAAAAAUAAAAAUAAUAAAGUUGUUAGCGAGAAAGAAGAAUUCUUCCUGGUGAAUCUAAAUGCAAAAAACACAAUGGUUCACAAAGAAGAUUCUCUGUAUACUGAUGUGAUGCAAAAGUUUUCGUUGGACUUGUUACGUACGGUACUAUCAAGAAAUAAAGUGCUCCUAAAUGUCCAGUAUCUAGCUGGCUUUGUCCCACUAUUGAGCGAAGCACUAAAAUCUGAAAAUGAAGAUGUUUUAACAAGCGCUUUACGUGUAUUGGUGAUCCUAAUAAAGUUGGACUUUACCGAAGAAUCUGAAGCUCUUUUCAAAAAUUGCGCACGUAAAGUAUUGAAUCUGAUCAAGGAUUCACCAUCUACAUCGAAUGAUCUAUGUCAGAUGGGUCUUAAAUUCUUAUCCUCAUUUAUUCGUCACAAAGAUAUUAAGUUAAAAGAUACAGCUUUAAGUUACGUUUUAAUGAGAGUCUUACCCGAUCUAAAUGAGCCAAGCAAACAAGGUCUAGCCUUCAAUUUUUUGAAGGCAUUAGUUUCCAAACAUAUAAUGCUUCCUGAGCUUUAUGACAUUAUUGGUUCAGUUCGUGAGAUUAUGAUUACAAAUCAUUCUAGAGAUAUCAGGAAUGUCGCAAGAACAGUUUACUACCAAUUUUUGAUGGAAUACGAUCAAAGUAAAGGUAGAUUAGAAAAACAAUUUAAAUUUAUGGUGGAUAAUCUGCAGUACCCAUCGCCAGAUGGUAGACAGUCAGUUAUGGAAUUGAUCAACCUUAUUAUUACAAAGUCAUCACCAGAAUUACUUUCAAAGUUAUCAUCUUCCUUUUUCAUUUCAUUAGCUAAUGUAUCAUUUAACGACGAUAAUGGUAAAUGUCGUGAAAUGUCCGCAGUCCUUUUAUCCCGUAUGUUUUUAGUCUUAGAUGAUAAGAACAUGGUAGAUGUCGACAAAUAUAUUGGAACAUGGCUAAAGCAGUCCGAUAAUGCGACGUUCCUAAACUUGGGUAUGAGAAUCUACAAGAUAUAUGUAUCCAGCUUAGGUAUAGGUAAGAAUGCUGACUUAGAACAAUUGGCCAGAAGUAGAAUACAAACUGUUCUCAACAAUACACAUGUUGGUUCGGACACCAACUGGGACCUUAUUUAUUCUGCUCUUAACUUGUACGCUACAUUCAUAGAAAAAGUCCCUGAAGAAGAAUUUUCGAAAGCAACAAAAAACCUAUGGAAUGAUAUUGUAUCAUGCCUAUUAUAUCCCCAUACAUGGGUACGUCAAGCCUCAGGGCGUCUCGUUUAUGAGUUAAUGAAUCAUCUAGAUAUUAUGAACGAAAAGUUUAGCGCAGAAGAUAUUCAGAAUAUUGCUUCAAGAGUGUUACAUCAACUUGCGGCUCCAUCUAUUUCUGAAGGACUAUCGUCGAUUGCUGUUAAGACCUUGAUUAAAAUAACGAUGAUAUGGAAUGAGAACAACACUCCUUACUACAAAAAGGAGGAUGUUGAUGAAGAACAGAAUAAUCAAAGUACUUACUUGAAUGCGAUUGAUUAUAUGAUUGUGAGAGUUUCAAAGAUCAUCAGAAGUGAACAUAAUCCAGCAGAUUCAUUUAUGUCUAAAAAGGCAGCUAUUCAAUUUUUUGCAUUGGUAGUCCAAAUAUUAUCAGCGGAGCAAGUUACUCAAGAGGCUGAAAAGAUUAUUCUAGCUCUUUAUACACAUUUGGAAUCAGAUAGAGGAAGAUUAUCUGAAGAACAAGAAGAAUUAUCUAACCUUUCUCAAGAAUGUUUACAAAUGGUUGAGUCUAAAAUAUCCGUUUCUGCAUUCACAGAAGCCUAUACCAAUGUGAAACAAGUAGUUAUUAGAAGAAGAGAAGAAAGAAGAGCAAAGAGAUCCAUCAUGACCAUCAAUGAACCUGAGCUAGCGGCACAAAAGAAAUUAAGAAAGCAUGCCAGAUCUAGAGAAAAGAGAAAGCAUGAAAAGGAUGAUAAUGGGUUCUAUCAAAGAAAGAAUAAAAGAAAGAGAACCUGA